AUGAUUGGUCAUCAUGAACAGAGUAUCCGAAUUCUGUUUGAGAGCAACCACGCCCUGGCACAGCAAGUAUCGCAACUAACCUCCCAAGUGUUUCUGCCCCUACUGUCUCUUCAGUCACCUGUCCCUGCUGCUUCUACUCUGGCUUCGGCCUCUGCUCCCUCCCUGGAGUCUCGGUGUUCAGACCCUGAACCAUACUCUGCCUCUACCACUACAACCAAGCCCUCGUGCGCCCCCAUCUACGCCUCUCCCUGUGGAGGAAUCCAUGCAAUUGGGCCGAGCACGGCUUACACCAGAGGAGCGCCAACAACGACGCCGCCAGGCGGGUUAAAGAAGCCAAGAGAAGACUGGCACAAUACCAACCGGCGGCCUCCGACGCAACGAACCCCCAAAAAGUGGCCACAAAAUAAGAGCCAGACAAAGGAGGAGGAGGUGCCACCUGCAGUGAAGCCGGGGGAUCUGGUCUAUGUGAAAACCUUCCGACGGAAGUGGCAUACUCCACGGAGGGAAGGUCCCUACGAGGUCGUGAACGCGACGUCAACAGCGGUGCAGGUGAAGGGAUCACCGACGUGGUACCACCUAAACCACUGCGUCAAGGCCCCGGCUGACGGCAACGAGGAAAAGACCAUAAAGGAAAAGGAGAAGAAUGACCAUGGCUGCCAAGGCGACGAGUCCUUGGAAGGGGGGAACGAGGAUCCUCGUGGUGCUGGUAAUGACCAUGAUAGUACCGCUGAGUUCCCUGACGUCAUCCUGGUGGAAGGGACAGGAACUCCCACUGGCCGAGAGACAUAG
Molecule: messenger RNA, 789 nt
Organism: Knipowitschia caucasica
Lineage: Eukaryota; Metazoa; Chordata; Actinopteri; Gobiiformes; Gobiidae
Source: the annotation of a GenBank genome assembly